This is a messenger RNA of Anarrhichthys ocellatus (wolf-eel), 2981 nucleotides long. RefSeq names its product cold inducible RNA binding protein a (gene cirbpa). Gene Ontology annotation, molecular function: RNA binding. The transcript is spliced from 8 exons. NCBI's taxonomy places the organism in Eukaryota, Metazoa, Chordata, Actinopteri, Perciformes, Anarhichadidae. The record is from RefSeq and is a predicted model, not a curated record. Bases 105 to 671 code for a protein of 188 amino acids.
CGUUGCGCAGAGCCCUGAAAAGCAGAACGCGCCUCCUUCCCUCUCUCAUUCCACCCGCUGCCUCCCUCUUCAACUGUUGGACUCCUGCUCGUUAAAGCUACACUAUGUCGGACGACGGUAAAUUGUUCAUCGGCGGACUGAGCUUUGAGACCAACGAGGAGUCUCUAGCUGCGGCCUUCGGCAAAUAUGGAUCCAUCGAGAAAGUGGAUGUGAUCAGAGACAAAGAGACGGGGAAAUCUCGCGGGUUUGGCUUCGUGAAAUUCGACAACUCGGACGACGCUAAAGACGCACUGGAAGCGAUGAACGGCAAGACUCUGGAUGGACGGUCAAUUCGUGUGGAUGAAGCAGGAAAAGGAGGACGCUCCAGAGGAGGAUUCAGCUCCAGUGGCCCUAGGGGACAGCGAGGUGGAGGAUUUGGCGGGCGUGGGAGAGGUGGACGGAGUUACUCCAGAGGUGGUGGAUACAAUGGAGACAGGAGCUACGGUGACAGGAGUUACAGUGACAGAAGCUUCCAUUCUGAAGGGAGGUUUGGCGGCAGCCAGUACAGGAAUAGCGGAGGUGGCGGCGGCAGUGGAUACUCGGCCUACAGAGACAAUAGGGGCCAGGGUGGAUACAGCGACCGCACUGCAUCCUACCGUGACGGAUACGACAGCUAUCCUGCAAACGAGUAAACAUCUCCCUGAUUCAAGAUCAUCACUUGGCUGGCUGUAUUUCAAAGAUGCGCUCCUCAAGAAAAAUGUCCACGUGUUAUUGCUGACCUUAGUUUUGUAGUUCUGUUGUAGUAGCUCAAGCAUCUUAAAAAAAAAAAAAAAUGUAGCCAUGAGUUUUGGUCAUUCCUUAACAAACCAUGUUACGAAUUACAGUUCCAGACUCUUACCUUGCUUGAUUUGGCAUCUUUAUUCCUCAAAAAUCGUUUAACUAAAAGGCAUCUGUGUAAUCUGAUUAGUACUGUAAGUCCCAAUUUGAGGACCGAACAACUGCUCUCCACAUGGCCACUACCAUCGCUGUAGACUUUGUCCAGCACGUAAAGUGUUUCCUGAUUUUGAUUCCUUAGUUUUUUGGGGUUUUUUUGCUUUUUGUUUUUUUUUUAUAUUGAAAUAUCCGAUGGGCUUGUUCUGUUUCCUUUACUUAUUUCCCUCUCAGUCUCAGUGGCUGACCUACCUCUUGCCAGGUUUUAAAGUGAGGAAAGAAAUCCGAAUUACUCAUAAACAGACUUUUGGGGGAUUUUAUGCUAAAUUCCUUUUACUAUUAAAAAAAACAAAAAAAAAAACUUAGCCGAGGCUCCUGUGUGUUCAAAGAGUGAAUUCCUUUCAGACUGAACUACACAACCGAAGUGGCCGGCUGUCAUGACGUUGCAAAUUGCAGCAUGCUACAGUCUGUCCGAGGUAUCUUUUGUGCUCUGCUCAACAUCUGCAUUUUAAAUGUGCUGUAAAAUGGACUAAUCUUGUUUAAGUGAUCGAAAAAUGUAACUUCGUUUCCCCAAAGUAAUAUCUCACCCGGGAACAGUUUUGUACUUUAUGUUCUUUGUAUGAUCAACAUUUUUUUUUUUUUUUUCUUUGUCAGUUUGGCUUCAUGGAGCCUAUUAAACAGACUGUGGAAAAUAAUCUUGAUUCUUUUGCCUUUCAAAACUACCGCAUGGGGUAAUUUAGGUGAACGCUGUAGGCCCAUGUUACUGUAAGGCCGCGUGAUGAGAAAAAAAAAAUUACAGAGUUCUUUUGAGAGCAAUUUAAAAGUUGUCUAAAUUAUCUUAAACAUACAAUGGCAGGUUAAGCUCUAAUUGGAUGUAAUUUAAAAAAAAAAAAAAAAUUACAAGCUGUUGUCUGGUCUCCUGAAAACCUAAUGGUUUUUGACCUUGUGCAGUCUGACCUGUAAAAACAAACAUACAGUGUACUGGUAGUGCAUUGAGAUCAUAUAAUAAACCCCUAAAGGUGAUGCUGGGAAAACAUCAGCUGGUCAUGUUAAUGCUUCAUUGCGUUCAAGAGGUCAGCCACAUCAAAAACCAACAAGUCCUUGGAGAUUGAAGUGUUGCGCCUUCCAACAAGUGCUCAUCAGAGAGGAAAGCUGCUCUCUUCUCUAGGUCAAAUGUGGAGAAAGUAGGCCAAUGCACGUGAGGUAAAAAUCUACUUUUGCUUUGCUCACAUCCUUCAACCUCAGUUCUCAUUGUUUCCAUGAAUACCUUCAAGUUAGUCGUUGUUUUUAGUCCUCUGCUUCAGAUGUCGCCUGCAACAUGCCAUGGCCUCUUCCCCGAUUGGAAAAAGUUCAUUGAGAAAAUGAAUGUGUCUAAGAAGCUCCUCUGGAUUGUAGUGCUCAUCCUCCUGAGUCCACCAAAAAAAGCAUUGGCCUCUAAGUCAUGGGUAGUAUUGUGCUCAGUCCACUUCUGUUCACUGCACUAGUCCUCACAUUUGCUCCUGUAAUGCCCCGCAGCAGUCCUGUCUAAGGUGUCUAGACUGUAUUCAGUUUUUUGUUGUACCCUUAUAUAUGACUAAGUGGUGAGUUUCAGACUAAUAGGAUUGCAUGCAUAUUGUGACUUGGACUUGUGUCAAAUGAUAACUGCCAGGCUUAAUCCAUAUCUUGAUCUCUCUUUAGAGUGAACUGGCAAUCAGUGGAACCCCUCACAGCUGAAGUAUCUGGCUUUAGAUGGCAGCGAUCGAUGCAGAUUCACUUCUCAGGUCCAAUGUGCAACAGCGGUGGUGCAGCUGUACGCAGUGACUCCAUGGGAGGAACCUGCCAGGAUCCUGCCGACUGAAAGGUCUAAUGUUGGCUUGCCAGAAGGACAUUUCUCAAAUGUAAUGGCUGCUAUUCACAGGUCUUUGGCGAAAUGACGAAACGGGCGGGAGGACAGUGCUGUACGUGUUCUGACUCGUCUGAUGUAACUCUGUUUUGACUAUUUUAAUGCUAAUUCAAUGAGUCACUUUAGUAUUACAGUAUUCUGCUGUUUGAACUUUUUGUACAAUUUACAAAAUAAAAUUGUGAUGAAACUG